Messenger RNA from Mesorhabditis spiculigera, 2403 nucleotides. The record is from the annotation of a GenBank genome assembly. Lineage: Eukaryota; Metazoa; Nematoda; Chromadorea; Rhabditida; Rhabditidae.
AUGCUCAAUGACAUCAUCGCCUUUUUUGCCAUUUGCUUGAUAACCCGGCAAAUUGCUGACCCGGCGCCGCCACACGUUGGUACUCAGGUUCCGAGCGCCUACUAUGAGCUGAAUCGGACCGCCGUCACGGCCUACUGGCAUAAUGUGCUGAUGAGAUCGUUGAUAAAGUCUAAACUCGAGCGAGAGAAGAAAUAUUUGAAUCGAAUUGAAGCCGCUUUGGCUGAUAUUUGUCUCAGUGAAGCCAAGACGUUGGUGGAUAGACUCCGAUGUUUAGAUACUGCCAUUUCGCAAAGGAGCGCGAAAGACUUCACUUAUGAGAAUGUAUGUGACAAAAUUCCACGCGAAGCCUAUGUACGCGAAGAAAAGCCUAUUUUAAUUGAACCGGCUCCUCCCCCAAUAGCCUUCGGAACUGUAAAAUUCACGAUGAAACGCCGCUCUCGCACGAGGAAGAAGACAAAAACCUUCCGCAUCAAAAAACGCAGAAAAUCUCGACGAAGACUUGAGCUGCUCCAGAAUCGAGCGAAGCAACUUCAAAAAGAACAGAAACUUUCCAAGUUUGUGCACUAUUUGAAGAGCUUCAAAACGGAACGAAGCUGGAGGAGAAAACGGGAGAUUACCGCCAAGCAAUUGAAGGAUAUGCCAGAAGAUUAUACAAAUUUUGGCAAGGAUAUUUAUGCUAUGAUUUUCGAAAUAGAAGAACAUGAAAGGAAAGUCGAACGAAUUAAUAAUUUUUGGUCUAUGGUUACUAAAGAAAACGCGAAGCUUAUUCAAAAUGCGAAUAAGAAUAUAGAUGUUAUUGCUCCGAAAUUAUCAUCGAAACGCCGAUUGUUAGAAGGAGCUCUCGCCAGAGUUCAACCCUUAUUUCAUAAACAGCAAUCAAAGAAUCGGAAGACGAUGCCGACUUCCGUGUUGUCGCCUAGAUUUUUCUCUAGUUCAGCGUCAGAUUAUGCUGAUGUGUUGUCGCCAAAUAUUUUUGGGUUACGUCCGGGUGGAAUUCUAUCACUUUAUGAUCUCGGUCAACAUGGCCGCGGUGCCUUUGAUCUCUCAAUGACUAAAUUUCUCUUGGAAAUAUCGGGCAGCGCGAAAGCGAUUCGACAUAUUUAUGCGGAUAUGGGGCCGGAGAUUCGGCGAAUCAAGGAAGAAGUCUAUCCAGAUACUAUGGAACUCGCUGAACAUACUUUAAAUGGACUAAAAGCUAGGAGGAUGAUGGACAAUCGACAGCAAUGCGAAUUGAAACAUUACGGCUACACCCAUCUAUCCACGAAACAAAUCCAGCUAAUUUACAAUAAAAAUAACAAAUUCUCUCGGGAACUUCCGCUUAAUUUAACGGCUUGGGACGACAUGAGAUGGGAGGAUAAAGAGCAGAGACUGGAGAGAAUGCUGUGGAACAUGCUAUCCCUGGCGACUAAUCAUCUUCAGCCACCAGCGCCACAACAAGGAGCUUUCGUAACUGAGAAGCCGAUUGGCCCGGAACCGCCAAGCCCAAUUUUCCGUCGGAAACGAGAGUCUCCGGAAGAAGGACCUCCUGGGUCAACGACUCGAGUAAAUGGUAUUCUGUAUGAAGUCCUUGAGCCAUAUUCAUUUGAUGUUUUAUCAGGACUCGAUGCCUACUUGGAAGCUUUGGUUUUAUCGCCCAGCGCUUUCACCGUCGAGAUUUUUCAGCCAGAAUUGUUGAUUCUUGGUCUAUUAUCACCACGAGCUUUCAAUGCUGUCAUUUUAUCACCUGGAGCCUUGAUUGCUAGAAUUCUGAGUCCUAUGGGUUUUAAAGUCGAGGUCCUCUCACCAAGGGCCCUUGGCGCAUGGGUAUUAGCUCCAGAGGGGUUUGUCGCCGAUAUUCUAACGCCAACUUUCCUUGAGCCUAGGGUUCUGUCGCCAAUUGGAGGCAUCGUUUCAGUAUUAUCACCAAAUAUCCUUGGCCCACAUAUUGGCGGUACGGAUAACCUCGGGAUUACUGUUUUGAGCCCAAAUAUUCUAUCGCCAAGAAUUGCGGGGCGCGAGCGGCUGCUUGUCGAGAUUUUAUCCCCACAUAUUCUCGGAGGAGAACAUUUGCACGCCCAUCACCGUGGCGGGCAUGAACCCGAAGAGGACGAUGAUGAGCCAGCGAAGGGCGGUCACGCUUCGAUUGAGCUGAUUGAUCUGCAUGGAUUGGCUCAUGACGUCGGCCCUGACGACCCCAUUACCCUCGAAAAGAUUAUCGGUCGCGGCGAGGAAUGGGCGGAGGAAGAGGUUAUGCCAGAUGACCGGCAUCUUAUGGAGUUCCUUGGAAUCCCCCUGCCACCCUCACACGCAGAGGCCCAUCUAUCACAUUUGGGCGGAAGAGGCCGAGGCAGGCCUUGGCCAUGCAGCUGUGGAAGAGCAAGCAGACUGACUAGAUUUCUGGUCGAAAGCAAUGUGCAAGUACCA